AAGUAAAACAUUUUGCUGAAAUAUCAGUAAAAUUUGCGAGAAGGGAAAUUAAACUAGAAAGGUUGCAAUUUAUUCCUCUCAGCUGCCGGUCACCAUCUAAGAAUCUUAACUAAUUUGACCUAGUUAAUUCUUCACAAGCGGCACGAAUUCCUGUCACUGUUACAAAUAUUACAAAGCAGACGACCUCCAGCAGCCGACCAACUGAUUUCCCGCACUUUCUCAAAUUUCACCCAUCCCACUGCAGGCUAUAGGAGAGGCAUCGUCAUGGAUCGAUUUCCGCCUCACAAAGUUCUUAUUUUAGAAAGUUCGUUCCGACAGUCGCCAUAUCCAUCGGGCCAGGAAAUACAAAGCUUAGCAGACCGUCUGAAGGAAAAAACUAAACGCAUCAAGAACUGGUUUACAAACAGACGUACAAAAGCAAAGAGGAUUCUUGCUAAAAUUCACAACCAAUCGGAAAAACGAGUUCAUUUCAAAUGUGUGCGUGGAAAAUACAUUUGGAAGGCGUCCAAUACGGUCAUUCAUCCAUCAAAUACGUCACCUCUUAUAGCACAAACGUCAUCAUACGAUCUGUGUCAAACAACGUCUGACGUAAUUGCGUCCAGCCAAUCGUCUACAUUACAAGAAAAUAGCUCGACCAAUCACAUAAUCAGUCCCGACCAAAGGAUAACCAGAACCAAAAGCCCAAGAUCAUGUUUUUCCUGCGAAUCCGAAAACAAUAUAGCCGCUGAUCGGAAGGAACGGUAUGCACGUGGUCGAAAAACGCUUCAGGAAAGAAUGGAAAAUCGGCAGUACGACGGGUUUGAUUGUAUAGCAGAUUUAGAGUACCAGGAACUAAUGCAGGAAAUGGACACUCAGUGAGAGAAACAUUAAAAAUAAACACGGCGCUUAAAAAAUAAAAUUGUUAAACAAAA
Saccostrea cuccullata (small rock oyster) is the source of this 911-nucleotide messenger RNA. RefSeq names its product POU domain, class 2, transcription factor 3-like. Gene Ontology annotation, molecular function: DNA binding. Lineage: Eukaryota; Metazoa; Mollusca; Bivalvia; Ostreida; Ostreidae. The record is from RefSeq and is a predicted model, not a curated record. The coding region runs from base 265 to 858 and encodes 197 amino acids. The transcript is spliced from 3 exons.